AUUUCUCUUGGAAGCCUGCGGCGAUUUCGGCGACGUAAACGAGCGGGGUCCUUGUCGAGAGAAAAAGGCUCCGCGAGAAGAAGGCCGCGCAAACGUACCUCUGGGUCCGUCGUGGUGUUGUCCGCCGGGGGUGGCGGUGGCGGUGGGGGAGGAGGAGGUUGUAGACGUCGUGAUUUGGAACGUCGGUCAGGUGGCGGUCGGGGUGUUCCCUGUCUUGCCACCAUCAGUUCUUCUGUCGCAGGAUCCGCGGGGGGUUGCGGCCCCGUGGUGGGGCUCCCUUCCUAUAAAAAGCGCCAAGGCAGUGGCGCUGUCUGGGGCCGCGGCAGCCGUGGACGCGGCAGAGAACGCGGGGGCGGCGCGAACUUUUUCGGUUCCGGCGUCGCCCCCGCAAAUUACGCACCAGGACUGCAGGAUGUUGCGCCUGAGCUGCGAGAAGUCGUGAACAUCCUCGGCGAGAGAAACCAGAUUGGCACUCUAACAGGCGUGGGCCCGCCACCGGGAACGCUGGACAACGACAGCACGUGCGACGAUGAGGAGGGAACUUCUACCAAGAGACCGCCGAGGCCUCUUUACAGGAGAUUCAUUAACUACGUGAGGCAAGCCUGGACCGGCGUCAAAUUUGCUCUAGACUCAGAAUACGAGGAAGAGCAAAUACCAAGAUACAGGCCAGACUCUUUGGCAAGCCUUUGUCGAGCGACCAGAUUCACUGAAGCCGAGCUGAAGAGAAUAUAUCGCGGUUUCAAGGCUGAAUGUCCUACGGGAGUCGUCAAAGAGGAUACUUUCAAGUGCAUCUAUUCAAAAUUUUUUCCCCAAGGAGCCAAUACAAGCCAGUAUGCGCAUUACGUUUUUAAUACUUUGGACCAGGAUCACAGCGGGCUUCUCAGCUUUGAGGAUUUUGUUACAGGCUUGAGUAUACUGUCCCGUGGCUCGAUAGACGAAAAACUUCGUUGGACAUUUUCACUUUAUGAUAUCAACGGAGAUGGCUGCAUUACGAGAGAGGAAAUGACGGACAUUGUGACUGCCGUGUAUGAGCUGAUGGGAAAAUUCUCUGAUCCACAUUUGGAUCACGAAGGUGUACGCCAAAAAGUGGAUCGAAUGUUUCAGAAAAUGGAUGGCAAUAGGGACGGCGUAGUGACGCUAUCCGAGUUCUUAGAGGCUUGUCGCGCAGACCCGGACAUUUCGACCAGUAUGGCAGCUCUGGACACUGCCUUCUGACAGUCACAGCGUCCGCGAUACAUACCAUGGACCUGAAGGGAUCACUCGAUUAAGAAAUAAAUCGCUCAAUGUUGUACCUUAACUCCCUGGACCAGAGGAAAGAGAUUCCUCAAGGUGUGUCCCGUCGUCUUGAAACGACUGAUAUGCAAUUUCUCAGAAUCGAUUGUUUCGAGAGACGACAUUGCGUCACUUUGCGCAUACUAGUUCAACAAAAAUGUACUCAGUAGAAUCUCUAGAUAUGCAAGAGAAAAGAAAUGUUAUUGGGAAAAAGAGGAAAAGAAAAGUAUAAAUAAAUGGAGUAUUAAAGCUUGAAUUUUGCGAUUUAAAUAUAACAAAGAGCAACAGAUAUAAUUGUUUUGUGAUAGAAGUGAAAACUAAGCGAAUAUUUGAUCGGCGUGUUGUUUGAUAGGUAGAAUGUUUGUACGAUUAAAUAUCAGAAUCUGCAAAUAUAUAAGAAAAUAAACGGAAGAGAUUGAAGUCGAAGUAACAAGCAAGUUGUAACAAUAUUAAAAUAACUAUGAUGUUUUGCUUGAAAUUGUUUAGAAAAUGAUGGAAUUGUAUACAAAUAACACGAUAUCUUUUACAAAAAGAAUGUAUGUAACGAGCCUUCUCCCCUAAUAGCUCUCAAGUGUCGGCAAAGGGGUGUGUAACAAUUUCAUAAAGCUUUAGUCAGUAUAAGGUGGGAUUAGCGAAUAAAUGAAAAAAGCAGUUCUUUGCAUUGUGUAAACAUUGCAUUAUCGUAAAUCGUAAAUGCAAAAUAUCAGAAUUUAUUUUAAAAAUUUAUGCACGUCGUUACUCACACUCUAUUUUAUUUUUCUUAUGUUCAUUUUUAUUAUGAAAAUUUUCAAUUCACACUGCUAUCAUUGACGUUUAUGGACAUUUUUCACGAAUAUAAAGGCAAACAUACACACACGCAUACAUCCAUAAAAAUAUAAAAUGUAGAAUUAUAUAGUAUUAUAUUAUAUGUAUUUUUAAUAUUCACAUAUCUGAAUUAAAGCUUUCGGUAUUAAUAUUGUGUUGCUUAUAUAUAUACUUUUUAAAAUACAUCUUAAAUAAUAGAUACAUUGAUUAAAACUGGUAGAAAUUGCGUUUCCAAGGUUUAUUUACAUAUUGUAGCGUCAAAAAAACACAAGCAAAUAUUCAGUCAUAUUUUUUAAACAAUUGCUCCUAAUUUUUAAUAACAGCGUGUGAGUUUCGCGUGCAUAUAGAACUGUAACACAAAGAACGAAGUUAAAUGUGAGAGUGAGUGUCAACUCACGAAUGAGAUAUACAAAGUUUAUCGUGAAUCCCGUCAUACAGCUGGACAUGUCAAGCGGGAUUUGUUGUUUUUAGUGCGUAAGCAUGUAGAUGGUAAGCGAUAUCAAAAUAUUUAUUUUUGUGACAGGUAAGCGUAUUAUUGUUGUAAGAUUCUAGAUCGUAAAGACUGCGUGCUGCUAAAGAGAAAGAAGCGAGUUUAACCGAGAAUGAAAGGCGAAAGAAAUAUGUGGGUUGAAAGCAGGGUGCCUCUCUCUAUAUCAAUUUGACAUUCGGGCGAUUUGUUGCCGAAUAUACGCGAAGUGUACGUUUUAUUAUAAUUAUCCAACGAUUCGUGGAGACUGGACCAAGGCUUCCGCGAUGGGCGAAGAAGAUUUACUUGAGCGAAAUAUAUUUAAUCAUUUUCUAUCACUGCCUACUUCUGGUUAACUAUAAAUAAGGAGGAAUGGACAAGAGCGAACGAAACGAGAAUCUCCGAUGCGUCUCGAGAUUAACGAAUCUGAUCAAAAUUGUUGAUGUUAGAUCGGAAAACGAAAAAUGUAAGUUAUUUAUUUAAGAUAUAUAUACAAGUAUAUAUCCUUUCGUUACAAGUGCGUUUCUUGUAAAGUACUCGAGAUAGCAAGUCGCGAAUCGAUAUUUGAAUAUUCCUCCGAUCUAGAGAGUAAUGCGGUACGGCGACUAACUUUUUCAACAACAAAGCUGACACAACUCCAAUUCACGCAUCAAUACGUCGAGCGUUAAGAGGUAAUAUAGAAGCAAAUGCUAAAAAAUAAAGUCAGUGAAGAAACGAAAAGAUAGAAUGCAUACACGAUGGAAUUACAGGCGUAAAGAUUUCUUCGAUUUUUAGCAGCGCCUAUUCAUAGAGCAUAAGACUUACAUGUAAAUUGAGAUAAACAUCGAAUGUUGUCUCAUAUCAACUCGAUCACUACCGCAUGUCUUUGAAGUUACGUAAGUAAGUGUAUAAAAGACAGAAACGGGGUAAUUGUGUCAUAGAUAAUUUCGAACUUGAUCGGAUAUUAGUUUUAGACACGAGAAGGGAAAGAAGCAAGUACUCUUACCCCACGAUGGUUAAUCGGAGAUAAGCUAGAUUUAAUAUGUUGUGAGCUUUUUUAUGCGCCGCAAUUAGUUUUAGAAUAAUCUUAUUAUUUUUUAACGCAAAACUAGACUGACGGUAAAACUGGAAUAUUAUUAAGUUCACAAGGUGUAAAAAGAGAGCAUGUGCAAGAUAGUACUAAAUAAGGAAAGAUGAAGUUAUAGUAUUUCUUAUUUCGGAGAUGUAAGUUCUUAUAUUAUGCCUUAAAGCCACCGUGUGUUUAAUCCACCUUAUCUUAAUCAUAUCUGCGCAUGUAUCACGCUUGGAUACUUUCUCUCUGCUAAAAAUAUGUAAUUCAGUAUACACUUCUCUAUAGCCUCACUAUUUCUUGUCACUAUCAUUCUAAGAUAGUUUUAAUCUCUAUUGUACGCUAGAACGCCGAACUGCAUGUUAUCUUCUUUCGCAAACAUCGAGUUAUCUAGAAGAAGUAUCGUCAAAUUUUAGUAACGCGUAAGUUCGAUCAUGAUUUAUGAAAGAAGUGCGGAAAAGUUUGAUUUUAAUUUAAAUCUUGCUACACAAUACAAAUUAUUUUACAUCAACGAUAAGAAAACGAGUUACUUGAUAAUUAUUAUUGUAAUAUAAAAAUAUAUUAGAGUCUUACAGUUUAAUUGGUAAAAAUAUAUUUACAUAUAUGUAUGUGUGUGUGCAGUAAUUAUCAAUUCUCGAUUGUAAUGUGUUAUACGAACAGAAGAGAGUAAUAUGCAGUGCGAAAUAACUUCAGUGUGUUAGCUUCUAUUUAACUUUGCUAUUACUAUGCUAAACUAUAAUCUCGUAAAGCUAUAAUCUCGUACUGCUUUCUUUAGAUAUCGAUAGUAUCAUUGGACAAUAAAACUUCUUUAUAACGCGAUCAGAAACGGAGAUAUAGUACUGAAACUAAUCCAAUAAUCAUAUCCCAAAUAAUUGACAAGUAAUUUAAAUUAAAAAUGAGAUUCAUUUAUGUUCUGUAUAGUUAUUAAAAUAUAAAAUAGUUAUUCGUUCUAAAUACAAUCUCUCUUUAGAUGGAAGUCAGUGAAUAUUUCUUAAAUUAUUUAUCUGCUCUUUUGUGUCGCUAUAUUAUCUCGUGUGUGCGAAUAUAAUAUAUAAAUUUAUUAUAAAUAAUAAAAAAAUUGCGUUCACACAUAUCCACAUAUACAUACAAAAUAAAUUUAUGGAAACUCGCAGGCAUCUUGGCACGUUUCUGAUCGCAAAAAAAUUGAGAUACUUUUUCGCAUAUUUGUUGCAUGCCUAACACUGCAUAUAAUAUAAAAAAAUUCGAAGAAAACGAGAUAAAUAAAUUAGCUUAUUCAAUGUGUGCAAGAUCAACAUUUGCGACAUUAAGUUUUAUCUCUCGCUUUUCACAAUUCAAUAAUUCUGCAUAACUUAAUGCGGUUGUUACGUAUGUAGUUGCUAAACUUUUGGUUGCAUCUUAAAAUUUGUCAUACGAUUUACAACAAGCAAAUAAUUGAAAAAAAUGAUAGAAUAGAGCAUAUCUUCUCGAUCGAUUCCAUUACGUGGAUACUAUCCACGUGUAGCUAAUUCGGCUACCGGGCUGCACAAAGCCGCGAGUACUACUAUCUUGACCCUUUUAAUGUAGAAACACUAUACUCGAAUAGAAUCAAAGAUCUAUCUAUCAAAACCUAUCUCUUCUCUGUAGAUAGUUAACCGAGAGUACUUUCGGUGAUAUAUUUAUCAUAGACAUAUUAUAGCUGCUGGUCAGAGAAAAUACAACAUGACUUGAUUUGUGAAAGUGAUGCAAAAAUGCAAAUGGUAGAAGUACCAAAAUGGGAAUGUAACGUUUGUUGUUCACGAGAGUUAUUCAAGAGA
Formica exsecta is the source of this 5365-nucleotide messenger RNA. RefSeq lists its product as uncharacterized. The record is from RefSeq and is a predicted model, not a curated record. The transcript is spliced from 6 exons. Lineage: Eukaryota; Metazoa; Arthropoda; Insecta; Hymenoptera; Formicidae. Gene Ontology annotation, molecular function: calcium ion binding. The annotation marks the transcript as partial.